GUCGAUCUAUUUUACGAUAUGCUUAAAAGUGUUUCGAAACCCACAAUUUGUGCAGAUCCGUUUAAGAUGUGGUCAUUGGUUGUUCUAUCGUUCUGUGUAAUACAUACCGUCAGAGGCCGUAAGUAAAAUUUAGCAAAAGUCAAUUCUUUUACCUUCAUGUCAUAUAAUGCAUCUUGCCGUAGAAUGUACGAUCAAUGUAAAAACUGAUCUCACCUUUCCGGAGCCUGUGUUUCUGAAGAACGGCAAUCUUUGGAUACCAACGAAUGGACAACUUAGCUGGUCAAUUGGUGAAUCGAAUUUCGUAGCAUGUCCCAAAAACAACGUGGUCAAUACUUUACUAGACAAAGCUUUGAUUACGUGUGUUGCUGGCAGCACGUUCCUAUUAAACGGGUUUCCCGUCAAUAUAUCCAGCAUCGUUUGCUCGAAAGCUGUCACUGGCGAUCACCAAUCGACCAACGAGGGAUGUGGUAAUGGUGGCACGAUACGCAACAUUGGAUUUGAUGUGUCAGGAAUAGGAUUUGUCAACCAUUUUACUGUGUGUUACAAUGGACAAACUGCGUCUGCUAUCUACACGAAACACACGAUCAAUGGAGAUUCUAUUUCCUCCAGCAUAGUGGAAUCCUAUCGUCCAUCGUUUAAAGUGGCCGGAGUGCCUAGCUCUGUUCUGGUGGACACUUCUUACACCAUCAAGUCGCAACAAACGCGGCUAGCCCAACUGCUGGGUUCUGCAACGCAAGCAGCUAAAUAUGUAAACUCUGCUUCCUACCUUGCACGGGGACACAUGACACCGGAUGCAGACGGUAUUUUCCGCACGUGGCAAUGGGAUACCUACUUCUACGUUAAUGUUGCACCACAGUGGCAGAAGGUAAAUGGUGGUAAUUGGUUAACUAUUGAAAAGACUGCGCGCACCAUUGCCGAUCGUCUACAAACCGAUGUAACGGUGUACACGGGAACGUUCGACAUCCUAACACUGCCACACGCAAAUGGAACACAGGUGCCAAUCACGCUGAAUGUCAACGGUAUAACGGUUCCCAAAUGGACAUGGAAGGUUAUUAAGUCACCCGGCACUAAAGCGGCAAUUGCGUUCAUCACCAGCAAUGAUCCGUACCGAACAACGAUCGAGCCUAGCGAACUCUUGUGUGCGGAUAUCUGCCGGGAGUACGGUUGGUACAAUGAUUCGUUCGAUACAUUUGCCAAGGGAUUCACGUACUGUUGUAACGUUCGAAAUUUGAUAGCAAACGUUGACAGUGUGCCAAUCGAAGCGUUAGCUGAAAAUGUACUAUCGUUCUAAGCAAAUGAAGAAGGGCUAA
Molecule: messenger RNA, 1310 nt
Organism: Anopheles funestus (African malaria mosquito)
Lineage: Eukaryota; Metazoa; Arthropoda; Insecta; Diptera; Culicidae
Exons: 3
Coding region: 167-1291 (374 amino acids)
Biological process (GO): apoptotic DNA fragmentation
Cellular component (GO): nucleus; mitochondrial inner membrane
Molecular function (GO): nucleic acid binding; single-stranded DNA endonuclease activity; RNA endonuclease activity
Source: RefSeq, a predicted model, not a curated record